AUGCCUCCUAGAAAGGCCCCAAGAAAUAAUGUGGGAGCAGGAAACGAACCCCCACGAAGGGUUGAAGAACUCUUUCUUAAACAAAGCCCGCCAACAUUCAACGAGACUGGAAAUCCAACUGACGCUGAAAUCUGGAUUAGAGCAAUGGAAAGGAUUUUUUAUUUUCUUCACUGCACCGAUCAAGAGCGACUUUCUUGUGUUGCGUUCCAACUGACUGGAUCGGCAGAUUUUUGGUGGAAAACCAAGAAGAGAGCAAUGACACCCGAACAAUUGGAAAACCUGACUUGGGAAGACUUCAAGACAGAAAUCUACAACAAAUAUAUCCCCAAGAGCUACAGAAAGAAGAAUGUGACAGAGUUUUUCAAUCUGAAACAAAACAAGAUGUCCGUGACAGAAUAUGAUUGGGCUUUCUGCGACAUGUCCCGUUAUGCCCCUCAUUUGAUUGACACUGAUGAAAAGAUGACAGAAAAGUUUCGUUCCGGUCUUAGACAUGAGAUCAAGAUGGCGCUUACUAGUCAUGGUAAUCUCAACCAUUCUGAGGCACCUAGUAGAGCUUUGGAUGUCGAAGCAGCCAUGCUUGAAGACCGCCCAACACAGACUUAA
Messenger RNA from Salvia miltiorrhiza (redroot sage), 603 nucleotides. RefSeq lists its product as uncharacterized. The transcript has a single exon. The record is from RefSeq and is a predicted model, not a curated record. Bases 1 to 603 code for a protein of 200 amino acids. NCBI's taxonomy places the organism in Eukaryota, Viridiplantae, Streptophyta, Magnoliopsida, Lamiales, Lamiaceae.